AUGCAUAUUAACAAGUGCAGGGUCUUGUCAGACCCCCCGGAUCAGCCCCUGCUCCCCAUUGAGGAAGCUGCAGCUAGUCACAGGGAGAUCCUCAAAAGGCACAUUGGGACCCUCACUAAUAACCUUGAAAAUGCUGAAACUGUAUAUAAAAAACAAGAUGAAAAUACUUGGGAACUAAAGAGAAAGAUGGAAAAACGGAGGGAGGAAUUGGACCGUGAAUGUGAAGAAAUUAAGAGUUUCUUUGAAGUAGAGCACGAUAAAAUUGAUAAAGAUCUACUUAUGGAAGAGAAUGAUGCUGAAGAAAAACUAAUUGAAAAUGAAAGGCAAAUUUCAUACCAUAGGUUCAGGCUAAGCAGUCUGUUAAGUCAAACAGAAGAGAAGUGUUUGCAGACAGAUGAGGAUUUACUCACAGGUAUUGAAAGGAUCCACAACAGCUAUGGAAACCGAGAGACCCCAGCAGUGUUUUCAUGUGAAUUAGAGAAGGAGAUUUUCACUCUCCCCCCACAUUACUUGGGCCUGCAUGAAAUGAUCGGCACCUUUCAGGUAGAGUUGACACUGGAUCCUGAAACUGCCCAUCCGGACCUCAUUAUGUCAAGUGAUAGAAAAAGUGUGAUCUAUAGGAGACCAGAUGGUCUUCCUAAUCCCCAGGCACCUACUUCUUCCCCAGCUGUCCUGAGUUCUGAGGAAGUUGAUGCUGGCAGGCAUUUUUGGGCAGUAGAAAUAAUAGGCGCAGGUGAAUGUUUCUUAGGUGUGUGUAAAGAAUCCUUCGUCAUAAAUACUCCCAUGUCACCAUCGGCAAACAACGGAUACUGGCAAUAUCAGCUCUUGACUCGGACAUGUGGCGUCGUCCCUACAGGACAACGGAAGAUUGGCAUUUUUCUGGACUAUGAGUUGGGAGAGAUUUCAUUUUAUAAUUUGAAUAAGUGGUCAUAUAUGUACGGAAUCGCUGAUAAAUUUACAGAAAAACUUAUUCCUUAUUUCUCCAUUGCAUCUUCUUCAGAAUCUCUUACAGUCGGUAUCAUCAGAGUCUAG
This is a messenger RNA of Myotis brandtii (Brandt's bat), 1032 nucleotides long. RefSeq names its product tripartite motif-containing protein 60-like. Lineage: Eukaryota; Metazoa; Chordata; Mammalia; Chiroptera; Vespertilionidae. Gene Ontology annotation, molecular function: protein binding. Bases 1 to 1032 code for a protein of 343 amino acids. The transcript has 2 exons. The record is from RefSeq and is a predicted model, not a curated record.